AGAAUUUUUCUGUAUUUACAAACUGUGGCCAGACCAUCUGUUUGGCAAAUAUCAUCCCACCACAUGGGACAGAGCAAGUAUAAGCACUGCAGAAAGCCUGAGAAACCCAAUUGCAAAUGCUGAAGUGUCUGACGCCCCCUGGAGUUUAAAAGUGACCUCUUCAGCAGCAGAGAUUGCUAAUCAAGUUUCAGCAGGGACUGGUUUUCAAGAGACUUCUCACCCCACAUCGUGCCAGUUUCCUUCAGAAGGGGCCAUGGUAAACAGUUCACUCUCCCUUUCAGCGGACACUCUCUGCCACUGUGUGACAGAGGAUACUGGGCAAAAAAGACAUGGUAGGAUGGUUUGGAUAGUAAGGGUUUGGAUAAGGAUGAUCCAGCCUCAGACAGGUAGAUGAUCUCUGGCAGUCCCUUCCAGCCCUACUCCUCUAUGUAUCUAUGGUCUGACCCAGUGAAUGGCAGUUCUUAUGAGUCUGGUCCUGGGUAAAUGAGCCAGAUCAGAGACAAAGGCCCAUGUGAAAGAUAAGGGGAGCUGCUGGGUGCUGAGAACAUCUGCAGACUUGGACCUUCUUGAGAUGCCUAAAGGGAACCGAGUUCUGUUGCAAAUCAGGUCCCCUGUGACAGCCUUGUCCUGAGCUCUUAAAAAAUAGAGCCAGGGACCAUCUGGGAACAAGGAGGAGUGGAAGUCGUCUCAGCUGCCUCUUUCCUUCACCUCUGCCCCUUUGCUCUUCAGUGGUAAACUCUGAGAAGCAGGAAUAUGCCUUCCUGGUUAUGUGGGCUAAAACAUACUAGUUGAUCUAGGAGCCAAUUGUCUCAGGCUUUGACUCACAUCAAAAGAGGUGCAGGACGGACCACGUGUGUCUUGAAUGGCAAUUACCUUGAAUUAGCCCUCAUCAUCCAGAGAGAGCUGGGGGGUGGAGGGGUGGAGUUGUUGGCAACUUCUCCAUUGGGGGAUGAUCUCUGCCACGGCUGUUUGAUGGGUCUUGAAGUGACUAAGAGUCCAAUCCUUGAGCCACAGAUCCAUCCACAGAAGCUGCUGGCCUUUCCACAGGGGAGAGCAGGCCUCAGGCUGGGAUUCCUCUCCUUUACCUUCCUUUGCUCUCUCUUCUCUGCUUGGAGGGCAAGAUGCUUUACCUCAAAACAGGCCGCUGCUUAGUCGAGACGGCAGUGCCACUGGAGUCGGCCAGCAGCCAGCUUCUCCCAGCUCUUGAUGUCGGCAUCCACUUUCUCGAGGUGUGCCUUCAACAUGCCCUUGUCACAGUUCCUCAGGCUGUCACAAGACCUCAGGCUGUUACUAAGCUGGGAGCAGAGCACUUGCUUUAGGAGUCAAGAGUCAGGCAUCCGCGCACGACGUCCAGGCCAACAAAACUGGUGCUCGAGGAUCACCAACUCCAGGCUGGUAACCCUAGCCUCAGCAAAGAUCCUGGCACUGGCGUGGCCACCUUCCCAUUUGAUGUGGAAGAUUUCCUGGAGGCGUCCAGCCCCUCUAGGCUCUUGAGAAGAUAAUGGCAGGUCACCCACGUUUCACAUCCAUCGACUGGAGUGGGGCGCCACAACAGCAUUAUGGACCUGAACCUUGGGGUCUUUUUGGAGAUUGUGAGGGACAAAGGCACUCAUCUCCCGAAGGAGGCACUUGUGCACUGGAGCUCCUCAUCCAUGUUCCCUCCGGGGUAGUCUACAAUCAGUGCAUCAGGGAAAAGGAGGCUGGAAGGGACCUCAGGAGGCGUCUAGUCCAACCCCUGCUCCAAGCAGGACCAGCCCCAGCUAGAUCAUCUCAGCCAAGGCUCGGUUUAGCCACGUCUUAAAAACCUCCGAGGACUGAGACACCACCACCUCCCCGGGCCCCCGGCUCCAGGGCAGCCGGGCGGAGCCGGCCAGGCAGCACCCCUGUUGGGACAGGCGCCCUCUAGAGGUUCAACUGAACCACCUCCCGCCCUGAUUGGCUCCAUGCCAUGCCAAUCCAUGCCCGCCUCGACCAGUCGCAAGUGCCCCCCACUAACUCCGGCUUCUUCUUCCAGCCUGGUUUUCACGCCCCCAUUUAUCAAGCCAGGGCAAGAGCGAGAGCCCCGCCUCGCUCCCAAUUGGAAAGCUGCGCUCUCCAUCAGCAACCCGCUCCUCUCACUGGACGCGCGUAUCCGUCCGUCAUUCCCAAAGCCGUCGCCCAUUGGCGGAGCCGCCAUUCCAUCACGGGGGGGCCGCUGGCACGGCUCAGGCGUCCAUCAGGGAGAGGAUUGGCCAGCGCCGGGCAGCCGAGGCUCCUAUUGGCGGGCAAACGCGCGACUCGGGUGCAGAUUGGCCAGGCGGCGCCGGAGGGGGCGGGAUGUGCAGGGCGGUGCCCGGGCGGCCGAGGAGGAGGAAGAUGGCGCCGUGAGGGGGUCGGAGCCGCCGCCGCCUGCGCCGCAGCCAGAUUCAGAGGACAGUAUGGCUGCUACGGCUGCAGUCAGCCCUAGUGAAUACCUGCAGCCUGCUGCAUCAACAGCACAGGACUCUCAACCAUCUCCACUAGCCCUGCUUGCAGCGACAUGUAGCAAAAUUGGUCCUCCAGCAGUAGAAGCAGCAGUCACUCCUCCUGCCCCACCUCAGCCCACUCCUCGAAAACUCGUCCCAAUCAAACCUGCGCCACUUCCUCUGGGUUCCAGUAAGAACAGUCUUGGAAUCCUGUCGUCAAAAGGGAACCUCUUCCAGAUCCAAGGGUCUCAGCUUGGGACCUCAUAUCCUGGGGGGCAGCUGGUUUUUGCCAUUCAGAACCCAACCAUGAUCAACAAAGGGGCCCGGUCAUCAGCAAACAUCCAGUACCAGACAGUCCCUCAGAUACAGGCUGCAGGGGGCCAGACCAUCCAGGUGCAACAGAACCUUGCCAACCAGAUUCAGAUUAUUCCCGGAACCAACCAGGCUAUCAUUGCUCCUUCCUCCUCUGCACACAAACCUGUGCCAAUCAAGCCUGCUCCAGCACACAAGGGAGGGGUGUCAUCAGGGCAGAGCACAAGCAAUGUAGUCAAGUUAACCAGCGGCAGCAACGUGACGCUCACCUUGCCUGUGAACAACCUGGUUAGCAGCUCUGAGUCUGGGACACAGGCACAGAUAAUAGAGAGCCCGUCAAAACCCAGCAAAAAGACUAGAAAGAAAGCCAUGUCGCCGGCUCAGACGACAGCCAUGGCUGUGGCUGAGCAAGUGGAAACAGUGUUGAUAGAGACAACGGCAGAUAACAUCAUCCAAGCAGGGAAUAACCUGCUCAUCGUGCAGAGCCCUGGCUCAGGCCAGCCAGCCAUGGUCCAGCAGGUUCAGGUGGUCCAACCCAAGCAAGAGCAGCAGGUAGUACAGAUUCCCCAGCAGGCCCUGCGAGUGGUCCAGGCAGCCUCCGCCACACUCCCCACCGUCCCUCAGAAGUCUUCUCAGAACUUUCAGAUACAGACAACUGAACCAACUCCUACCCAGAUCUAUUUCAAAACACCAUCGGGUGAACUGCAGACUGUGCUGCUCCAAGAAGCCCCAGCCAUGACAGUGGCCCCAUCUGUCACCACCUGCAGCAGCCCUGUAUCCCGCAGUUCCCAGACAGGAGGAAGUAGCAAAAAACCAGCCACUCGCAAAGAGCGCACCCUGCCAAAGAUUGCUCCUGCUGGGGGCAUCAUCAGCUUGAACGCAGCUCAGCUGGCAGCUGCUGCCCAGGCUAUGCAGACUAUUAACAUUAAUGGCGUCCAAGUCCAAGGCGUACCUGUCACCAUCACCAACACUGGAGGCCAGCAGCAGCUGACAGUCCAAAAUGUGUCUGGCAACAACCUGACCAUCAGCGGCCUGAGCCCCACCCAGAUCCAGCUGCAGAUGGAGCAGGCGCUAUCUGGCGAGAUCCAGCCUGGGGAGAAGAGGAGGCGCAUGGCAUGUACAUGCCCCAACUGCAAGGAUGGGGAGAAAAGGUCUGGGGAUCAGGGGAAGAAGAAGCACAUCUGCCACAUCCCCGAAUGUGGCAAGACCUUUCGUAAGACCUCACUGCUGCGGGCUCAUGUGCGCCUGCACACAGGCGAGCGACCUUUCGUCUGCAACUGGGUCUUCUGUGGGAAGAGGUUCACACGCAGUGACGAGCUGCAGCGGCAUGCCCGGACACAUACAGGUGACAAGCGUUUUGAGUGUGCCCAGUGCCAGAAGCGCUUCAUGAGAAGCGACCACCUGACGAAGCACUAUAAAACCCACCUGGUCAAGAACUUGUAGGGCCAGUGGCAGCAGUGGGGCUACCUGCUGGCCACUUAAGUCCCUCGUGAAGGGUUCCUGCAAGGGUACAGCGUAGGGAACGCACAGAUGGCCAGUCUGGAACUCGGCAGCCCUCAUCCCACUCCUGGUUUCAGCAUCCUCGUGGAGGUGUCUGCACAGGGAAAGGAGUCAAUGGGGUUGUCCUUCCACAGAGGCCAUCCACUCUGCUGCGCAGUCCUUGGGAACCCAGCUCCUCUACUCACAGAGUAUGUCAGACCUGGACAUUGAUUGCACGGGCCACAGCACUUAGGACCGGGGCAGAGGAAGGGACCUUCAUUUCCAAAGGAAUAUGCUCAGAUGGGCAUGAGAAGCUGAACCACCUCUCGGCGCCACAGGCUGAGAGGGACCCGCCAGCAGCACUGGGCACCCCUUCCAAACGGGCCUUGUGCAAGUGGCACAAGGAUAUCAUCGAAGCUUUCUCACAACAGUCCCGCCUCCCCCAUGUGCUUUGGAAGCUUUGACAUGACAGAGGGGGGCACCACUCCAUGGACAGGCUUGGAAGAGGCCACCUGGCAUUCUGCAGCACAUUCCUACUUUAUAUUUAAAAUGUAUAAAUAUCUAUAAAUAUAUAUAUAUAAAUAUCUAUAUAUAUAUAAAUAUAUAUAAACUCCUUUGAAAAAGUCCUUUUUUCUAUGGAGAUUGUUGCCUUACGCUCCCAGUUCCCAAUUAUGAACACUGUGUAAUGUGAGUGCUUCUUUAUUUUUAUUUAAUUGCUCCCUUUUAAUAAGCUGCCCUUCCCUUCUCCCCACAUCCUUUCCCUGCUGAAGUUUAUUUUACAAUAAUGAAGAGGUUUUUUUCUCUCCACCUGUUUAUAUAUAUAUAUAUGUAUAUGUAUAUUCCCCUCCCCCCUCUCUUUUCACUUCCAAGUGGCAUGGCGUUUCACUUCAAAUCUUGAAACUGUCAAUCACCCUUGAUACAGAGCCCCCCAUCCCAACUGUGUAUAGUGUAUAUUGUAUCAUAGACUAUAUUGCUUUUGUGGUUCCUACAUGUUUCAAAAAACAUAUGAACUGUUAUUUUUGAGCUUUUAAAUUAAAAACAAAUCCACUUUA
Molecule: messenger RNA, 5287 nt
Organism: Alligator sinensis (Chinese alligator)
Lineage: Eukaryota; Metazoa; Chordata; Crocodylia; Alligatoridae
Gene: SP2
Product: Sp2 transcription factor
Exons: 7
Coding region: 1944-4199 (751 amino acids)
Biological process (GO): regulation of transcription by RNA polymerase II
Molecular function (GO): DNA-binding transcription factor activity, RNA polymerase II-specific; RNA polymerase II cis-regulatory region sequence-specific DNA binding
Source: RefSeq, a predicted model, not a curated record